GCUGCUGCCGGCUAGUUUUGAAAAAGUCCUCUGGUUACAGCAGGCGGAGGGAAAGUUCAAAAUUGCAGUAACAGGGACGGUAAGGAAAAAACCCAGGUACAACCACAAGCAGCAGCGAGUUACAAUGAACAGACAACCGAAGGGUAAAACCCCCCGCAGACCCCCUAAAAAGCCCUCCAGCAACCAGAAAGACCCGGUCGGGGUGUACUGCCGUGUACGACCUCUGGGUACGGAGGACGAGGAGUGCUGCAUCGAGGUGAUCAGCAGCACCACCAUCCAGCUGCACGCCCCUGAAGGCUUCAAAACAAACCGUAAUGGAGAGUACAAAGAGACACAGUAUUCCUUCAAAAAAGUCUUUGGAGUGUCAGUAUCUCAGAUCGAGCUGUUUGAACAUGUGGCCAAGCCUCUUGUCGAUGACCUCAUUCACGGCAAAAACGGUCUGCUCUUUACGUAUGGGGUCACAGGAAGUGGAAAGACGUUCACCAUGACCGGCUCUCCGGGCCAGGGUGGACUUCUGCCCCGCUCACUUGACAUGAUCUUCAACAGUAUCGGACCCUACCAAGCUAAACGAUACGUUUUCAAGACUGAUGAUAAAAAUGGCUUGGAGGUCCAGAAUGAAGUCGAUGCUUUGUUGGAGCGCCAAAGGCGGGAAAACAACUUGUCUGUUCCUAAAACACCAGCAUCCAGACAAAAGCUUGAUCCUGAAAUUGCUGACAUGAUUAAGUCAGAAGAGGCUUACAAAGCUGACGGUGUGGAUGAGGACAGCUGCUACAGCGUCUUCGUCUCCUACAUAGAAAUCUACAACAACUACAUCUAUGACCUCCUGGAGGAAAAUCAGGAAGAUGCAAUCAAACCAAAGUGGAAUGGUGGAGGCACACCUGUGCGCCAGAACACUGAGUUCAUACCACCUCAGUCUAAAAUCCUCAGAGAGGAUCAGAAUCACAACAUGUAUGUGGCUGGCUGCAUGGAGGUCGAAGUCAAGUCAGCUGAGGAGGCAUUUCAAGUAUUCUGGAAAGGUCAGAAGAAGAGGAAGGUUGCAAACACCCGUCUGAACAGAGAGUCCAGUCGCUCCCACAGCGUGCUCAUUGUUAAACUGGCUCAAGCUCCUCUUGACGCAGAUGGAGACAACAUUCUCCAGGAUAAAAACCAGGUGACUGUUAGUCAGCUGUGCCUGGUGGACUUGGCAGGAAGCGAGCGCACCGGUAGGACCGGGGCAGAAGGCACCCGAAUACGCGAAGCAGGUAACAUUAACCAGUCUCUACUGAAUCUGCGGACGUGCAUUGAGAUACUGCGAGAAAACCAGAUGUGUGGCACAAAUAGGAUGGUCCCCUACAGAGACUCUAAAGUAACCCAUCUGUUCAAGAACUACUUUGACGGAGAGGGAAAAGUCCGAAUGGUUGUCUGUGUCAAUCCCAAAGCUGAUGACUAUGAGGAAACCUUGCUGGUGAUGCGGUUUGCAGAGAUGACCCAGGAGGUGGAAGUGGCUCGCCCAGUGGACAGGCCCAUCUGUGGCUUCACCCCGGGCCGUCGCCAUAGGAACCAAGCUUUUAAAGACGAACUCACUCGCAAGCUGGAGGAGCGCGGUGGUCCGACAGAAAGAGACCUGCCCUCUGUUAUAAACCACCUGGUGCACAGCCUCCCACCUUUACCCUCCUCUGAGCUGACCGACCCCCACGAUGACAUCACCCUGCCCAGGCUGAUUGAAGCUCUGCAGAACAGGCACAGGAUCAGGCAGAUGAUGAUCGAUGAAUACAACAAAGCAGCUAACAUGAUGAAGUCCAUGCUUCAGGAACUGGACAACAACUUCCUUUCCAAAGACAAUUUUAUUCAUGAACAAAAUGGCAAAAUGUUGGAGAUGGACAAAGUCAUCCAGAACAACAAGGCAGAGCUUGAACGCUUGGAGAAGAAAACCAAAAUGCAAGAACACAAGAUUGACAUCCUACAGAAAACUACUAAAAUCUAUGAGGACGAUAAGCGUUCUCUGAUGCAAGAACUGGAAACCAGAGAGCAGAGACUGCAGCGGGAGCUGUCUGACAAGAGACGCAUGGAGCAGCGCAUGCACGGCGUGGUCACAGACACGCAGCACAAGUGGGAGAAAGAAUGUGACCGUCGCGUCAACGCAAUGCAGCUGGAGAUGCAAAACAAGCUCUGGGUAAAAGACGAGAAGCUGAAGCAGCUUAAAGCCAUCGUGACAGAGAGCAAGACCACAGGUCGUCCAGAUCCCCCACCGCGUCAGACGCAGCCUCAGAGGCCUUCCAGAGAGGAACGCCCCCCUGCAAAGAGAUCGGCCUCGCCCUCACCUGUCCCUACAACGACACCGGUGCGGCCACUGCACCGGCGUUCCCGCUCUGCUGGUGGAGAGAAGUGGGUGGACCACAAACCCUCCUCCAGCAUGGACCUGGGGACAGUUCUGCAACCUGUCAUCCCCAAUGCCAUCCAGGUGUCUGCACCCAAUGAGAAGGCCCUGUCCAAGUGUGACAGAUAUGUGUUAACACACCAGGAGGUCGCCUCUGAUGGAGAGAUACAGACCAAACUCAUUAAGGGUGAGGUGAUAAAGACCAGAGGAGGAGGACAGGCUGUCCAGUUCACUGACAUUGAGACUCUGAAACAGGAGCUCGCCACAGUCCCCAGGCGCAAAAGAAAAUCUUCAGAGGGUGCACCUGCCAGUGGAGAUCAUACAGAUGGAGCUUGGACUGAUGUGGAGACGAGGUGUUCUGUGGCUAUGGAGAUGAGGGCCGGAUCAAACAUGGGUCCUGGCUACGAGCAUCAUGGGAUCACCAAGCGCAGAAAACCAUAACUGCAGCCGACAGCUACUACAGUCAUCACUCCCCACUGCCCUCACCUGGCUCUUGUGCAAUAGACUAAACUUUUUAAUAUUUAGCUCUAG
Molecule: messenger RNA, 2887 nt
Organism: Plectropomus leopardus (leopard coralgrouper)
Lineage: Eukaryota; Metazoa; Chordata; Actinopteri; Perciformes; Serranidae
Gene: kif23
Product: kinesin family member 23
Biological process (GO): mitotic spindle midzone assembly; microtubule-based movement
Cellular component (GO): microtubule; kinesin complex; nucleus
Molecular function (GO): ATP hydrolysis activity; ATP binding; microtubule binding
Source: RefSeq, a predicted model, not a curated record